This is a messenger RNA of Labeo rohita (rohu), 400 nucleotides long. RefSeq names its product adhesion G-protein coupled receptor G5-like. NCBI's taxonomy places the organism in Eukaryota, Metazoa, Chordata, Actinopteri, Cypriniformes, Cyprinidae. The record is from RefSeq and is a predicted model, not a curated record. Bases 30 to 296 code for a protein of 88 amino acids. The transcript has 2 exons.
UCAUAAGAGCGACUGACGGCAAGAGAAAGAUGUUCAGAAAGCAGCUGAUGAUGGUGUUGAGUUUGUUCCUGCUCUUCGGUCUGACGUGGUCUGUGAUGUUCUUCAGUUAUGGAGCGAUGAUCAUUCCCUCAUAUUACAUAUUCACUGUGCUCAACUCGUUUCAGGGGUUUUUCCUCUUCCUGUAUUACUACCACAUUCACAAUGAUGUUGCGGGUCAUUUCACCGAUGAUCCAGAAAACAACGACUCCAACACAAUCAUCUCUCAAUCCAGCAUUAAUGCUGUAGACGAUUUUUAAAAACCAGCAUAAUUAUGACAGAAGGCUUUCUUUGUCUAGACUGUUUUCUUGAAAUGGUUUGUACAGUCAUUCUUUUAGGGGAAACUGUAAUCUCAACAGAAUCA